Messenger RNA from Leptonychotes weddellii (Weddell seal), 993 nucleotides. The record is from RefSeq and is a predicted model, not a curated record. Lineage: Eukaryota; Metazoa; Chordata; Mammalia; Carnivora; Phocidae.
AUGGCAGCACUCGUGGUGCUCCUGUCCUUGUUGGCGGCGGGUGUUUUGGGGAAUGAGUUUAGUAUAUUAAAAUUACCAGGGUCUGUUGUUUUCCGAGAUGGAAAUUGGCGUAUACCUUGGCCAGGAGUUGCAGUGGGUAACCUGUUCCAUUGACCUCGGGCUACCAUUUUGGUGAUGGAGAAGGGAGUAGACAAACUUGCUCUACCCCCAGGCAGUGUAAUUUCGUACCCUUUGCAGAAUGCAGUUCCUUUUAGUCUUGACAGCGUUGUAAAUUCCAUUCACUCCUUAUUUUCUGAAGAAACUUCUGUAGUUUUGCAGUUGGCUCCCAGUGAGGAGAGAGUGUAUAUGGUGGGGAAGGCAAACUCGGUUUUUGAAGAUCUCUCCCUAACGUUAGGACAGCUCCGCAAUUGCCUGUUCCAGGAAAACUCUGCUCUCAAUUCACUUCCCCUCAAUUCUCUGAGUAGGAACAUUGAAGUAGAUCUGCUCUUUCUUUCUGAAUUGCAAAUGCUACAUGAUAUUUCAAGUUUGUUGUCUCGACAUAAGCAUCUAGCCAAGGAUCAUUCUCCUGAUUUAUAUUCACUGGAGCUGGCAGAUUUGGAUGAAAUUGGGAAACAUUAUGGGGAAGAUUCUAAACAAUUCAGAGAUGCCUCCAAGAUCCUUGCUGAUGCUCUGCAAAAGUUCACAGAUGACAUGUACAACCUUUAUGGUGGGAAUGCAGUGGUGGAGUUAGUGACCAUCCAAUCAUUUGACACAUCUCUUGUCAGGAAGACAAGGACUAUUCAUGAGGCAAAACAAGCGAAGAACCCAUCAAGCCCCUAUAACCUCGCAUAUAAAUAUAACCUUGAGUAUCCAGUGGUUUUCAACAUGGUACUUUGGAUAAUGAUCACCUUGGCCUUGGCUGUGAUUAUCACCUCUUACAAUAUAUGGAACAUGGAUCUUGGAUAUGACAGCAUUAUUUAUAAGAUGACAAACCAGAAGAUUCGAAUGGAUUGA